AUGGGAGCCUCUUUCUCUUCAUUUGAGACUACGCACUGUCUCAUAGACCGCAAAACCGGGCAGCGCGUCCCUGAGCCGACGCCGUUCACCUUUUCGUUGCGGACGGCCCUCCUGUACAACACCUGGUUUGGCCGUUUCCUGCUGAAGCUGCCGAUCACCUGGUGGCUGCUGACCCUGCAGCACAAGCGGAUUGCGAAGUUUGCGAACAGCCCCAAGAGCAAGAGCAAGAUCAAGUCCCUGAUCAGGUCCUACUGCAUUGGCACCGAGGACUCGGCGCGUCCAGUGGAAGAUUUCAAGACACUGCAGGAGUUCUUCACGCGCAAGCUCAAGCCGGGGGCACGGCCCAUUGCAGAGCCGGGCAACCCCAACGAGGCGGUGCACCCUGCUGAUUCGCGGGUGGUGGUGUUCCCCUCAGUCAGCAGCGCCAAGAAGCUCUGCUUGGAAUGA
Messenger RNA from Monoraphidium neglectum, 447 nucleotides. RefSeq names its product phosphatidylserine decarboxylase. Bases 1 to 447 code for a protein of 148 amino acids. Lineage: Eukaryota; Viridiplantae; Chlorophyta; Chlorophyceae; Sphaeropleales; Selenastraceae. Gene Ontology annotation, molecular function: phosphatidylserine decarboxylase activity. The transcript is spliced from 7 exons. The record is from RefSeq and is a predicted model, not a curated record. Gene Ontology annotation, biological process: phospholipid biosynthetic process.